Morus notabilis is the source of this 624-nucleotide messenger RNA. RefSeq lists its product as uncharacterized. The coding region runs from base 1 to 624 and encodes 207 amino acids. Lineage: Eukaryota; Viridiplantae; Streptophyta; Magnoliopsida; Rosales; Moraceae. The record is from RefSeq and is a predicted model, not a curated record. The transcript has a single exon.
AUGGCACCAUUUGAAGCUCUGUAUGGACGACCUUAUAGAUCACCUGUUUAUUGGCUGAAACCAGAGGAUCAACUUACUACUGGGCUAGAAGUGAUUCAAGAGAAUAACGAGAAGAUAGCUGUGAUUCGAGAACGACUGUUAACAGCUCAAAGUCGUCAAAAGAGCUAUACUAACAAAAGGUGUAGGCCUUUGGAAUUCCAGGAAGACAACUUCAUUCUAUUAAAGGUUUUUACACGCAAAGGAGUUGUUCGUUUUGGAGUGAAAGGAAAACUUCCGCCAAGGUACGUUGGACCAUUCCCGAUCGUACAACGAGUUGGUGUCGUGGCAUAUCGUCUGGCCUUACUGCCUGAGUUAUCUCACGUGCAUGACGUGUUCCAUGUUUCCAUGCUUCGCAAAUGUCAACCUGAGCUAGAAGCGGUGGUGCAAUGGUAUGACGUUUUGACACAGUAUGACCUAACGUAUGAGGAGGCACCGGUUCAGAUUCUUGACCAGAAGAUGAAGAGUCUGCGUCAUCAUGAGAUUCCAUUAGUGAAAGUGUUAUGGCAGCACCAUGGAGUUGAGGAAGCAACAAGGGAGCUUGAAAUGACAAUGCAAGAUCAGUAUCCGCGUCUGUUUGCAUUUUGA